GGAUAAAUUGUACAGAAAUGAGCUUGCUUUUAUUUAUUGAGGAAAACUGGAUCCUCAGAUGGAAGCCAUUUUGAAUUUAAGCACUGCCGCUGGAAAAAUUUUAAUGUGAAUUUUUAUGUAUGUUGACUAUUCCAUCAUCGUGAGAAAAGUCGCCAAAGAAAGAAUUACAUUUAGUUUUAAAGGAAAAUGCGAAAUUUCGUUUACUGCCAUUUGGUGUUAAAUUUUUUUCCUUGUCAACUAUGUGUUAUAGGUUAACCGUAACUUACUUAUUCUAAUGAGAAAAACUGGUGAUUUGUAAGACAUUAUUCUCCUCGCAUAUGAAAGUACUUUAACUUGUCUUCUGAACAACGUGCUUCGAUGUAAUCACAAGAAAGGUUAUUUAUUUUAUAUUUUCAAGACAAAACCACGUGGAAUUUUUAAUUGAGCAAUUGUGAAGAUACUUUACCACCAGUUUUCCAUUCUAACAAUUACAGCGAUAAGAUUGAACUGGUACUAAAGAAACACGUGAUUUAUUGUCUUGAUAUAAAACCUCAGCUAGAACCUUGAACGACUCUGGAAAUAUUAAUCUUAUAAGUUUUAAUCUUAUUACAAUGAGCUUAUUUAGUUGCAAAAAACAAGCAUGUGUAUUCUUGCUUGUUUGUGUUGUGUCGAGUGUUUUUGUAGAGUGUAGCAGAUACACCAAGGAUGUUAGUCACUCUUGUAUAGGGGAAUUUUGUGUGGCAAAAAGUGCGUUUGAUGAACCGUGUAUGGACUAUCGCAAAGUUACUAAAAACAUUGAACGCGACAUAGAUAAUGAAGAGGAGGAAGAUCACGACUUUAUCGACUAUCCAAAGGAAGGUUUAUUUCGUUGGGAUCCUGUUGAGAUUGGUCACAAGCGUGAGUUGGAACUAGAGGCUGACAAGUUUUAUUCAAUGAUCACACGAGCGAUGGAACCUCCAAUAUUCGAAAUUCCUGGGUUUCUCUCCGAUGAAGAAUGUGACGGCAUCAUUGAUCGUACAAGAAAACAGGGUUUAUUUAACAGUGAUGUUCAUGUUGAUCCAGAUGCGAGGGAACAAGAGAAGAAAAUCAAGCGAUUGAUAGGUCAUGCUGACUCACCUGCUGGCAAUUUUCUUGUUUGGGAUGACAAUCGAGAUGGUGUGAUUUCAAAAGAUGAGUUGAAGAGUUUUGCAGCUGAAAGUAAAUUUUUAUAUAUGAGCGAUGAGGAAGUCGAUGAAAUGAUAGAAAAAAUGGAACUGACAGAGUUUGAUGACGGAAUAGUUACCAUAGAGGAAUUUAAGACUUUGAGGACUGCCGCUAUGGAGAAAUAUUUCUUAGAAAUGAAGAAGACACAUCCGAAGCAUCGUGAUCGAUACAGUCAACAAACAUGGCUACCACAGAGAGGGAAUUACGACAAAUUACUCAGACAGAUCAGACAAAGGGUAGCGAACUUGACAAAACUUCCUAUGAGUAUUAUAAAGGGCGGAGAGCAUUUGCAGGUUGUUCAUUACAAUAUCAACGGUCACUACCAUGCUCAUUAUGAUUCACAAUCAAAUGUUCAAUUCCCUCAGUAUAAAUGCUGUCAUCAGAAUCUUGACAAACUGCCCGAAUGCAGGCUGUGUAGAUACAUCACUAUUUUGUAUUACUUAAAUCAACCGGAAAUUGGAGGAGAGACCGCAUUUGUUGCUGCUGAUGUUGAUGAUUUUAAUGAAACGGAAUUCCGGAAGCGCGAAAAAGGCGAUCAUUAUAAUCUCAGUAAAUUUUGUCACCAAGCAACUCUUGUCAUUCCUCCUAAACGAGGUACAGCAAUCAUGUGGUACAAUCAUCAUUUAAGUGCUUCCGGUUGGCUCGGGGACCUCGACUGGAAAACCUUGCACGGGGGGUGUGAUAUACUUAAGGGAGAAAAGUGGCUUGCAAACAAUUGGUUGACAGCUCCUAAUGAAGGUGAGAAACAUAUACGAAGUAAUUAUUACAUCAAGGAACUUGAAGAACUUCAUGAUGACAGCGUAUAUUAAGACAGUAUUAUUGAGAGUAUGUCUAGAGGUUUGAUAGCAAUAAGUGGGGAAAACUAUGUAUUGUUUUAUAUGGAUUUUUCUUUCGUGGAACAAAUUGUAAUUUCUUAUUUAAGUAUUUCUUGGGUUGGGACAAUUUUUAAUUGAUGCCAUCAAUAUCAAUUGUUAACUAUAUCAAUUUAAAAUAUAGUUAAAUUGAGCUAGAAUAUGACUUGUCGUAUCUUUGAUUGAAAUGGAAUGAAAUAUCGAAGUCAAUUAAAAUAUAAUUAAAUUGAGCUAGAAUAUGACUUGUCGUAUCUUUGAUUGAAAUAGAAUGAAAUAUCGAAGUCAAUUAAAAUAUAAUUAAAUUGAGCUAGAAUAUGACUUGUCGUAUCUUUGAUUGAAAUGGAAUGAAAUAUCGAAGUCAAUUAAAAUAUAAUUAAAUAGAGCUAGAAUAUGACUUGUCGUAUCUUUGGUUGAAAUAGAAUGAAAUAUCGAAGUCAAUUAAAAUAUAAUUAAAUUGAGCUAGAAUAUGACUUGUCGUUUCUUUGAUUUAAAUAGAAUGAAAUAUCGAAGUCAUCUUAAAUUUUAUUGAACUAUAAUCUUUAACUUAUAAAAAAAUAUCGGAGCUAUGUCAAAUUAGAAUGAACUAUAUUCUUUAACGUAUAAUGUUUUGUAACUAACAAUAAACUAUAAAUUCAUUAAAAUUUUGUAUUGUUAUUCUA
This is a messenger RNA of Xenia sp. Carnegie-2017, 2692 nucleotides long. RefSeq names its product protein arginine N-methyltransferase 7-like. The transcript has 11 exons. Lineage: Eukaryota; Metazoa; Cnidaria; Anthozoa; Malacalcyonacea; Xeniidae. Gene Ontology annotation, molecular function: iron ion binding; procollagen-proline 4-dioxygenase activity; L-ascorbic acid binding. The record is from RefSeq and is a predicted model, not a curated record. The coding region runs from base 591 to 1991 and encodes 466 amino acids. Gene Ontology annotation, cellular component: endoplasmic reticulum. Gene Ontology annotation, biological process: peptidyl-proline hydroxylation to 4-hydroxy-L-proline; peptidyl-arginine methylation.